CAAAUGUUUGUCUCAAGUUUUCAAAACGUAAACAUUUGCGCGCUCGUGAAAUCUCCGGUCCAUAAAAUCGAUGGAUUUCGACGACCUACCAAUUGAAAUUGUGCAAGAAAUACUGUCGUACCUUCCGCUAAAAGGACUACUCGGCGCGUCGCUGGUUUGCCGGAAAUGGCUCUACUAUUCCGAACCCCUCGUGAUUCGAAAAUGUUGCUUCCGUAUCGCUCUCAGUGCCGUCGAGCAUAUAGAUAUGCUAAACAAGUUGCUGCGGAGUUACCAAAACAUCGAAAUUCGCAAUGUUGAAUAUUGGAACGAACUGAGCCGGCUUAUGUUAAUUUUGCCCAAAAAGCUUAGCCCUAGAAUGCUGGUCCUGAGAAAUAUAUCCAUGGUCAAUUUGGAGCGGUUCUAUCAAUGUUUUCCCCCUUGGUUCGAUUCUUUGGAAUCGAUUUUCGUAUGCCUUAUUUUGGAUGCCAGCGACUCGGAUGUAGUGGAAAGUUUCACAAUGACCUUACCGAAAUUGCAGCACUUGGAAUGGUACGAACGAGUCGAAUUUGUUGAACCGAAAACUGUUACGAUACACGCCCCUUGCCUUGUUUCGGCAUCUGUAGAAGAUAACUUCGAUGCAGCAGCCCUAUUGCGACUUGGCACAACCAACAACUUGAAGCGUCUGAAAUGCACUUUUUGGCGAACGUUCAGCAGAAAUGGUUUCGUAGAUAUAUUUCCUGGUUCCUUCACUUCGUUGGAAACCCUCACGCUUGAUUUUGGUUUUGAGCGUCAUGAUACAUCCUUCCUUCUGGACAUGCCCAACCUGCGUUGGCUGGAUUUAAGACUAGGAUCCAAAACUAGUACAAGCAAUUUUCUAGAUCACAUACAAAACUGUAAGCUGCUUACCGUGCUGAGGCUACGGGCAGAAUCAACCGUUACAUAUAUUGAUCUUGUUAAAUUGUGUAACGAUUUGGAAAACCUGGAAAAAAUUGACUUCGUUGGACUUGGAGUUCAGGUUUUCAGGCGAAUAUAUGCCAAGAAUCUCAAGUUCCUCAAACUGGAACACUUUAGCUUCCUCGAUCAGGUAGAUAAUCUCACGCUUGUGGCUCCGAAGCUCAACACUCUGUGCCUUCCAUCGGAAGUUCUACCGAAAACGCACAUCGAUGGCAACAGCAACUGUUUGGUGAAACUGUUUGUUGAUUUGGGAUCGGUACAUCUGGCCGUGGCCAUUCAACAGCAGCUGAGGCCUUUCGUUCAGCAGCAUGAAUGCAUCAGGGAUGUGGCCCUGCGGAAUUCACACUUCACCCGAUCUUCGUAUUUGGUGAUGCCCUCGGAUGAACCAGUUCCGUUCGUCGAAAGACUGGAACUGCGGAAGCUGGGAGUUGAUCUGACAUUUUUCCAUUACCUAUCCAAGUGGAAAACUUUAAAGCAUCUCUCUCUCAUCGGGUGUACGAUCGAGUGCCGCAGUGCAUCCGAAAUGGUACACUUGAGCCAGUUACGCUCCCUACACGUGGAUUUUGUUAAACUGCUUAGUACCGAUCGGAAAACCUUCCCUUUGGUGGUGGAUGGUGCCGAAGAAAUCAUCUGUGAAUGGAUUCAACCGGUGUUUGUGUUCCAUUCACGUAAUCUCAAGCUCAACUGUUCGGCUAUGACUACUAUCUGGAAUGACGAAAUCGGAGCGUUUUAAAAACUAAAGGCUUUGGGUGCAGCUUAGCUUUAUAAGGUAAGCAAUUUUUGUAAAUUUAAUUAAAAUAUUUAGCUGUGUGUAAUCGUUAUACACAAAACAUGAUUAAUAAUUUUAAUAUAUUUUUUCACAUAUUCAAUUACUUCACAAUAUGUUUAAAAGGUUGAUCAUAACAUGAGUUAAACUGGAUGGGCUCUGAAGAAAGAAAUGUCCAUGAUUUUCAUUACACAUUUUGGUUUUAUUUGAAUAAUCGUCAAACUAAUUUAGGUACCUUUAAUAUCAAUAUAACCGAUAAUUGGUUUACUUCUCGUCGAUCAAUGCCCAAACCUCGGCUUGUCCAUUAAACCUCAUAAUCGAGUAAAAGGCGGGUGUCAAAUCCUCUAAUGAACCAACCUUCGACAUCACAUACAGUCACGUCACGCUGCCUGACUUAACUCACACUGGGCUCACGGUAUAGUGCUUUUUCCAACCAGUCGGUCGAAUACGAAUAUCUUCCACACCAAAUGCGAGAGUAUCCGUGAAAUCGUCGGGAAUAGCCGUGUUGAAGACAUAUCCAGUUGUUGAUCCCUUUCGCCCGAUGAUGGGUACUUUGCUCCGACAGGUAAAUGGAAACUCCAUUCGGCCGCUGUCGUCCAACUGAACGGAACGAAGUUGCAGCGUUUUCAACCGAUGUAGGGGCAUGACCGAUUCCCAAAUUUCGUAGCGUAUCCGUACGACACACCGAGUUAAGAUCAGAUGCUAGAAAGAAAACAUGUAUUCAAUUAUGUUUAAAAAAUAGAAGUUCAGGUUUGAAAAUUGUAAACUUUCGACAUUUUUUCGAAUUGUAUCAGCUUGAACCACGUGAUUGAUCUUGUUCAAACGAUUACCUUUCCAUCGAAUAGCGGAAUACAAGAGUUGUUGCAAAGUCCAUACGAUGAAAUCAACACUUACCCUGAGAGUUUCCGAUUCGGCAAGCUUCUGGAUGCAAUAGACAGUAAGCUCCAGAUUGAUCAGAUGUAGUCUAUCGACAGCAAGCGGCAUCGGUUGAGGCAGGCCAAAGUUGGACGGUAGGUUAUCGUGUUGAUCAGUCUUAUAUAGCGUUACGUCGCGUACCUUCGGCGAACGAUUGAGGAAAGGCAACAAGUAUAGCACAAUGGAUUCCUCGAUGCGAAAAGCAUCCAGAUUGACGAAUAGCUUCUGCGGUGUACGCCCGUCUUGUAGAACAAUCGAAGGAAGUAGCAAAAGUGACAGUGAGAUAAUUUCCAAAUUCGGGUAAUUAAGGUAAAGCGGCUGCUCGUUCCUGAGCACUACUUCCGUGAGUUUGAGCAACGCUAAGUUCUGAAAAAUGUUUGUUGGUCUAGAGCUGACCUUAAGGCAUAUGUUAUUCAAUUCUAACUGAACAAGAUUUGGCAGUGAUUGGCCAAGUUGAGCCAGUGAGACGCUGCAAAGUGCUCCCUCGUUUUCCAUCAUGUGUAUUUGGAGCCCCUCGAGGGUUUUGUAUUUACAAAUUAUUUCAAUAGUUUGAUUAAACAACAGAGGUAAAAGUUCUUUAUCGUAUUCUAGGGCCAGAUUAAGCCAUGUGAGAUUUCCAAGAGAUCGAAGAAACCCGACGUCCUGGAUGGUAUUGUAGAUUCGCAAAAUUAAGCAUGUCAAGUUAUUUAAAGCUUGCUGAAACAUAUCUCCGAAAUUUUUCCUAUACAAUGUACAUUCUAAUGUUUCCAUUUUAUCGCUUCUCAUCAAGAUAAGAUUAAGCUUACUACCAAAGCUGUCGUUAACAACUAAUCGUUUCAAAACGGGUGCAUCGAUACUGAUAGUACGGUUUCCUCGCCUCAAAUGGUUUUCACUCCAAUACAAUUGUUGCACUUUUGGCAAACAAAUGGUAUGGCUCCAGCCACUCCACCCGUCGUUUCUCAAAAAUCGAUGAUCGAAAGAUACAUGCAAUUCUUCUAAAUCCGCCAACCAAGAGCCAAACUUUUGAAAAAGCUGUUUCAACGAAUCUGCCAUAGUUCGGCAAACCAUCAUCUGUCUCACUGCCAGCCUACCGCUGCAAAUGCUCAGCACAGGCUCAAUCUGUUCCCAGCCGGCACUGUUGAGCUGCUGAAUCAGUAUGCUCCGAUGGUGGCGUUCGCUGACCAUUAACGUUUCUAAAUUUUUCUGCUGAACACUGCUAACCACGAACCAGCAUCUCCGGGCUAUAAGGAUACCGGCUACUCGAUACCAAUGAUGGUUUACCACACUGAUCUCGUACAGUUCGUUCAGGUUGAGCCAUUCGAAAAUCGCUAACAUCAUUUCUAUCGGCAGACUAUCGAACGACAUGGCUACAACAGGUGUUACUACUCCCGUCUCUCAUAAUGCAACUGAACGAAGAACUGCCCCUGUGGAAGUGUACAAAAAAAAACGAAUGUACUGCUAAAAUACUAGAAUACAGUAACAUAAAUUGUCCCCACAAAUGAGACUUCAUAGUAUUGUUUGCUUUGAACAAUGCACGUCUUCGUCUACGUAUACUACCGUAAAGGCAAAUCGAUCACAGCAGAAUAGUUCUUUUACCUACCUGGUAGGUAUAAUUUGAUUAAAGACUGUCUUUUACUACUAUUCAAAAAUGUUCUAUUAUUAACUAAAUACAAUGCUUCCGACAAAAUAUUGUUGAAUGUUCGAUGGAAUGCUGAAAAUACUGUGUCCUACCUUGUUCCCAACACGAUGACUCACAAUCUUGGAAAUACACCAAUUUUUGCGAAACUAUCCGCGAUUUCGAAGCUAAUUUUUGACAGGUCGUGUGUGUGCAAGAAAAUGUAAACAAAUGGGUGGAAA
Messenger RNA from Uranotaenia lowii, 4450 nucleotides. RefSeq lists its product as uncharacterized. The record is from RefSeq and is a predicted model, not a curated record. Bases 71 to 1666 code for a protein of 531 amino acids. The transcript has 2 exons. Gene Ontology annotation, molecular function: protein binding. Lineage: Eukaryota; Metazoa; Arthropoda; Insecta; Diptera; Culicidae.